AACUACAAAACCCCAGCAGAAAGCCCCAAGAAAAACACACAGUAGAAGACACUCACGGGCACACACAGUGAGGCCUGAGAGACGACGAUGCAAAGAUGGUGCUCAAAGCUCCGGACACUGGCUUCGGCACUGCAUUCCUCAGCAAAGCCGCAAAAUCCCACCCCAAUUUCCAUACGGCCCCUCCACAUUUCUCCUAAUUUACUCAACAAGUCCACUGCCCAAUUUGCAAAUAUCCCCAAAUUUAAGGCCCUUCAAAAUGUCCCUCAAGUUCCUCACCCCUCAAACUCCAAUCCGUCUCAUCUCCCUCUUUCUUUUUUUCAAGUUAGGCAUAUUACUGCAAAACAGAGGAAAAGAAGGUUAAAGAGUAGGCAACCAUUGACUCCAAUCACUUCCAAAGUCAAGAAAAUCAAAAUGAAAUGUUAUUCGUCAUUUAAGGGAAGAUUUAGAGUUAUGAAUGAUGGGCAAAUUAGGCGUUGGAAGGAAGGGAAGCGGCACAAUGCACAUUUAAAGUCUAAGAAAGCAAGGCGCAGGCUUAGACGUCCUGGUACUGUCCCAUUGGCUUAUGCAAAAGUGAUGAAGAAGCUCAACUUUUCUGGAUGAACUACUAUUGACCUCACGGCUGCUACUGUUUUUGCUUGAAAAAAGGCAUUUGUCAAAGCUAGUUUUUAUUUGUUCUGUAACUCAUUUUUUAGAAUAGAACUCUGGUGAAAAACAUUUUUCUAGGGAUUUUCUGCAGCCCAUUCUUUUAAUUACUGCACAUUAACUUGAACGAUAACAGGCUAUUACACAACCGAUCUGGAUUGAAAAAUCCCUUUGGCAAUGAAAUAUCGAAUAAUAGACUAGUAGCUUUCUGGAUUAAA
This is a messenger RNA of Coffea eugenioides, 860 nucleotides long. RefSeq lists its product as uncharacterized. Gene Ontology annotation, molecular function: structural constituent of ribosome. The record is from RefSeq and is a predicted model, not a curated record. Bases 88 to 600 code for a protein of 170 amino acids. The transcript is spliced from 4 exons. Gene Ontology annotation, biological process: translation. NCBI's taxonomy places the organism in Eukaryota, Viridiplantae, Streptophyta, Magnoliopsida, Gentianales, Rubiaceae. Gene Ontology annotation, cellular component: ribosome.